Molecule: messenger RNA, 1824 nt
Organism: Dipodomys spectabilis (banner-tailed kangaroo rat)
Lineage: Eukaryota; Metazoa; Chordata; Mammalia; Rodentia; Heteromyidae
Gene: Slc25a20
Product: solute carrier family 25 member 20
Exons: 9
Coding region: 137-1042 (301 amino acids)
Biological process (GO): positive regulation of neuron projection development; mitochondrial transport; carnitine transmembrane transport
Cellular component (GO): mitochondrial envelope
Molecular function (GO): O-acyl-L-carnitine transmembrane transporter activity; low-density lipoprotein particle binding
Source: RefSeq, a predicted model, not a curated record
CUCCUCCCGACCUGCCCCGGGCUCAUGGCCCCGCCUACCCUAAAGUAGGCGAAAGGUCGGCGGUGCCAGAGGUGCUGCUGGGCACCCGAGCAAGACCGCCCGGGAACUGACAGGCCGACUGUCAAGACGACAGACCAUGGCAAAGGAGCCGAAACCCAUCAGCCCGCUCAAGAACCUGUUGGCCGGCGGCUUUGGCGGCGUGUGCCUGGUGUUCGUGGGGCACCCUCUGGACACGGUCAAGGUCCGGCUGCAGACACAACCACCAAGUUUACCUGGACAGCCUCCCAUGUACUCUGGCACCUUUGACUGUUUCCGAAAGACUCUUAUAAAAGAGGGCAUCACAGGACUCUACCGGGGUAUGGCUGCACCCAUCAUUGGGGUCACCCCCAUGUUUGCUGUGUGCUUCUUUGGGUUUGGUUUGGGGAAGAGACUACAGCAGAAAUCCCCAGAAGAUGUGCUCAACUAUCCCCAGCUGUUUGCAGCUGGAAUGUUAUCUGGUGUGUUCACCACAGGAAUCAUGACCCCUGGGGAACGAAUCAAGUGCUUAUUACAGAUUCAGGCAUCUUCAGGGGAAAACAAGUAUACUGGCACAAUGGACUGUGCAAAGAAACUGUAUCAGGAGUUUGGGAUCCGAGGCUUUUACAAAGGAACUGUGCUCACUCUAAUGAGAGAUGUUCCUGCCAGUGGCAUGUAUUUCAUGACCUAUGAAUGGCUGAAAAAUAUCUUUACCCCAGAAGGGAAGAGUGUCAGUGAGCUCAGUGUACCUCGUAUCCUGGUGGCUGGAGGUGUUGCAGGAAUCUUCAACUGGGUUGUGGCAAUUCCCCCAGAUGUACUCAAGUCUCGCUUCCAGACGGCACCUCCUGGAAAAUAUCCUAAUGGUUUCCGAGAUGUGCUCAGAGAGUUGAUCCGGGAUGAAGGAAUCACAUCCUUGUACAAAGGGUUCAAUGCAGUGAUGAUCCGAGCCUUCCCAGCCAAUGCAGCCUGCUUCCUUGGCUUUGAGGUUGCCAUGAAGUUCCUUAAUUGGAUCACCCCCAACUUGUGAGGAAGAAGGUUGAGGCUUCUGCAUGCUGGACACUGUCAUGGAGGAGGAGCAGUGGGCAGGACUGGCAGUUCUGAAGGGGUGAGGGGGGGGAGAAUGGUGGAAUCAGAGCUCUAUGCAUGGACAUGGUGAACCUAUUGCCUUAAAGACAUCCUCUACCUUGUAUAACCACCUGGUAAUGCCAUUUGGAAACUUGAAUUCACUCUUGUCACUCUAAGGGAUCUCACGAUGGAAUACGUAGCUUCUAGACCAGCUAACCACCUGUGAUCAGAUGGCUAACCUACUGGUUGACUGCUGGCUCUCGACUCUACCCAAAAUCCUCCUCACCUAAAGAGCCUGUCACUGAAGACGCCUUACAAAUGCUUUUUCAACCAACUCAUCAGAUGCUGAGAUCUUGUUUAAAUCCGAACCGGGAACAUUCAAUUGAUUUACAAGGUGUCAUCUAAUCCUGGGGUGUACAUAAAAAUAUGGACUUGUGGACCUAAGGCCCACAUCAUAUUCAUCCAAGAGGUCUGGGUAGAUAUGUCUUGGAAGAGAUAGCUUGUUUAACCAUUGAAUUUUGAUUAUGUUUAUGGCUAGCAAAUAAUCAUACAUAAAAUUGGAGUAGCCUAAUUUCCCCAGGAGAAGAUGGGAGAAUUUGUUUUUCUUCCCACACAAUGAGGACAUUCUGAGACUGCUAGGGUAAGUGUGAAAGCUCAAGGGUGUAGGAAGGCUUUUUGCACACUCUUUCCUCAUGAGAGCACCCACAUUUAACAGGGUACAAUAAAUACUGUUUCUAAUUUUUG